This is a messenger RNA of Glarea lozoyensis ATCC 20868, 432 nucleotides long. Its product is annotated as NTF2-like protein. The coding region runs from base 1 to 432 and encodes 143 amino acids. The transcript has 4 exons. The record is from RefSeq and is a predicted model, not a curated record. Lineage: Eukaryota; Fungi; Ascomycota; Leotiomycetes; Helotiales; Helotiaceae.
AUGUCAAACUACACAUCCACCUAUCCAACCGACACAAAAGUCGAUCCCGGAAUCAAAACAUUUUUUGAAGAGUUCUACAAGAUCUCGGAUACGCCUAAUGCACAUGACUUAUAUGCUCAACAGUUUACGAAAGAUGCGGUUUUGGUGAUGGCUAGUAAGAGGUGUGAGGGAUCAGAUGAAAUCUUAACAUUGAGAAAGGGGAUGUGGGAGAAGGUUGCUGCUAGACAUCAUAAUCCGCUUAAGAUAUUCCCGUUUGGGAGUGGAAGCGAGGAGUUGAUGUUGCAUGGAACAGUAGAUUAUGAGUUGAAAGAUGGGAAGAAAGCUAAAGUUGAUUGGGCAGCUAAAGCGGAUAUGGCCAAGGAGGAAGGGAAAUGGAAGAUGAAGUUCUAUCAGGUGUAUUUGGAUACUGCUGCUAUGGCAAAUGCCAAAUAG